AGACUUUGAUGGCUGUUUCGGGAAUGCCUUCUGCCAAAGCGCUCGUUGCUGCGAGCGAGCCCGUGCGAGUGAUCUUCUCUGCUGGCUCUUACUUGGCUGAUGGUAUCCUCACUGUCAUCACUCUUGUUCAAUACUAUAAGUUUCCUGAUCAGUUGCUGAGGCGGAAUUUCUACAACCUGCUCGUCGUUUUGAUCGGAUCUCAGAUAGUCAGUGUCGUGGUUUUCAAGUUGAAAAUACCUGUCGAGCAGCAGCCAAUCCAAUCUGCGCUCUUCUUCCCGCUCAUACAGCUAUGGAACUUGGCUCGACAUCCAAAAGCGUCCAUCGACCGACGAGAGAUGAGCACCAAGAGCACGCUCUUCAGCAUCGUUAUGCUGACCGUCAAGUCCAGCCAGGCACUCGCGAUCGAGUAUGAUGCCAUCUACAAAAAGAGGCUCUCUUCACCCGGUAACUCCUCCAUCUCACCUGUUCUCAUCCUCGGGAUCAUAGCCACACUGGUCUCCGGAGCUCUGAAUGGAAGCAUUGCGGUGGCGUCCAAAACAACCAACGCAAACUCGUGGAAGAAGAAAGCUGGCGUAGCAAUCCUCGCAGGCCUUCAUAUUGGAUCAGCCAUCCUGCUGAAUGCCAUCUCUUGCUCGGUCUUCGUGAUCACGGGAGUCUCAUACUUUCCCUUCGUGAUCGUCCUUCUCUCCACCAGCGGCAUCCUCCAGUGGCUCCUCUUCUGGCUAGUUCUCACACGGGGACCCAAGAUAAACCUCAAACAAUACACCCGGGCAGUGAUCGCGGCCUUCAUGAGCUCCUGUGCUUCGCCACUCUACGUCCUGGCCCACGAUGCCCACGAACACAAGGAGCUUGGCACUCGACGCUACCGGAUCAAGCUCCUGUUCAUGGGAAUCGUCAAACUGGCACCGGAAGUAGCGUCCUGGAUCCUUCUUUUCCAGAGGCCCCGGCCACAGAUUGCCAACGCGAUGUUCUUCGCUCGCCUGGGAUUGGCACAGGCGACGUAUUUCGCCUCUGGGAUCGCCAUUCCCUGGCUGGAUCAUCGCUGCGGCCCCGUCCCCAGUGGCCAUGCAGAGACCGCAGCGAUGGAGAUCAAUGCUGCCGGCGUCGUCCCGGGCGAGCAAGAUUUCGACCGUCCUGCGAUCGACCUCGUCCCCAGCAAGCAAGAUUUCGACCGUCCUGCGAUCGACCUCGUCCCCAGCAAGCAAGAUUUCGGCGAUCCUGGGCAGAAUUUCGUCGAUCUUGUUGUGGCAGAAGCUCCCAAGCUGGAGAAAUGA
Messenger RNA from Selaginella moellendorffii, 1274 nucleotides. RefSeq lists its product as uncharacterized. Bases 9 to 1274 code for a protein of 421 amino acids. The record is from RefSeq and is a predicted model, not a curated record. Lineage: Eukaryota; Viridiplantae; Streptophyta; Lycopodiopsida; Selaginellales; Selaginellaceae. The transcript has 3 exons.